Molecule: messenger RNA, 1131 nt
Organism: Rhagoletis pomonella (apple maggot)
Lineage: Eukaryota; Metazoa; Arthropoda; Insecta; Diptera; Tephritidae
Exons: 3
Coding region: 98-646 (182 amino acids)
Biological process (GO): positive regulation of DNA-templated transcription
Cellular component (GO): nuclear body
Source: RefSeq, a predicted model, not a curated record
CGGGUGUUCUAAUUUUGACAGCGCGAAUUUCGCUGUGGUGAGUUCGCCGUUCGCCGGCAUUGUAUUUCAGCUAUAAAACGCCGCCCACGCUGGAGUGAUGAAGAGGAGGAUGCCCUCCUGGAAAUAUGGGGAGAAAGGACAUAUCUAUGCCGAAAUGGCAGAAGAAAUGUGCGUAAGAGGCUACCAUUUUUCUGCGAGCGAGGUGAAAAUAAAAGUUCACAAUUUCACCAACAAAUACCGGGACGAAAAGAAAAAGGUAGGGCAUUCAGGAGGGUCUCCUUCAAGCUGGCGAUAUUACCAAAGGAUUAACCAGCUCCUCGGUGGCUACAAAGCUUUUAAUAUAGAGAGCGUUAUUGAGGAGAGUACAGUGAUUGACUACCUUGAGGAGUCGGUGGAUAUCCGUUCAUCCACGCCAAUUUCGGGUGAGUCAGUGGAACCUGCAAAGAAGAGGAAAAAGAUUAAUUUUCAAGAAGAGAUGCUGUCUGAAUUUAAAAAAUCAAAUGAAAAAAUUCUCGAUUUUGUUAAAUGUGACUAUGAAGAAACAAAGAACUUCCAGACUCAGAUGAUUACUAUUGAGGAAAGAAAAAAUCACUUGUUGGAAAAGUUUUUAGAAUCGAUGCAAAAUAAAACCUACGAUAAAAUAUAAUGCAUUUAUUCUUACUUAAAUCAAAUAAAAUGUGUUUAUUCUUACUUAAAAAAGUAGCAAUGGCAUCUCUUAUUUCUUGUGCGUUUGAAUUAUGGUCAGUGAAAGUACUUUCUCUGUCUGGUUGGCCACGAUUGUAACGAAUUUCAUGCUGGGUUUGUUUCAUUAUCCAGGUGGCAUUGAUAUGAUCAUUAUGCUCAUUUAAAAAAUUAUGCAAAACACAGCAGCUCUUUACAAUUAAAGGCGCGUUUUUUUAUGUCAUUAUCAAUGCCUUUACCUAUGCGCCUAAAACGAGCUUUUAAAUGCCCAAAUGCAUUUUCCACAACUCUUCGUGAUUUUGAAAGGUAGUAAUUAAAUCAUUUUUCUUUUCCAUCCACUACUGUGGAAAAUGGGUAUGGUUUCAUGAGAUUUGGUGAUAAGCGGAAAGCGGAAUCACCCAACACCAAAACUGGUACGCUUACUCCGCUUAUAAUUUUUGCAUUCUCCUU